Messenger RNA from Musca domestica (house fly), 7382 nucleotides. It is a transcript of the gene sima, whose product is annotated as protein similar. Lineage: Eukaryota; Metazoa; Arthropoda; Insecta; Diptera; Muscidae. Gene Ontology annotation, biological process: regulation of transcription by RNA polymerase II; cellular response to hypoxia. The record is from RefSeq and is a predicted model, not a curated record. The transcript is spliced from 13 exons. Gene Ontology annotation, molecular function: DNA-binding transcription factor activity, RNA polymerase II-specific; protein dimerization activity; RNA polymerase II transcription regulatory region sequence-specific DNA binding. Bases 1174 to 6525 code for a protein of 1783 amino acids.
UUUUGCCCUUUCUUUUAGUUAUUAAUUCGUGAAUUUCCAAUUCGUGUGUGUUCAAUAUCGUCGUGUUGUAAAUUGAUUCUAUAAAAUUACCAGAAAAAUGAUAAUAAAAACUAUGAAAACCGUAGUGAAAUGAAAGUUUUCAGUUUAUGAAUUUGUUGAAAUCCAAACUGUAUAAAGUGAUUUCGAACGGACGUUAAAACGCGUUUGCCUGUCACUGACGUCUCUUAAAUUGACCCCAAUAACAAACAACUCAACUGAGAAAAGAAAAAAAACAAAUCUUUGUGCGGGAAUAUUUUCGUCCAACAAGAUCUGGCGCUUUGCAAGUGUAAUCCAAACAAAAAAAUACAAAGUGAAUAACAAGUGAUUGUAAUUUAGAAGCUUCAACAAUAAUUAUCACUACCGAUUAUAUGCAUAUGAAGAAAGUUCAUCAUUUCCAGCAGCUUACCAGUGUUGUGAGUGUGGAAUUCUUGUGGGCUUUCUUUUGAUAAAUCUUCUACCAAAAAGAAAGAAAAAUCCAAUACAGGCUGCUAACUAACAAAACAACAACAAAAACACAAUCAAAUUAAUAUGAGAAAAAGUGUGUGGAAAAAGAAAGGAGAACAAAAAAGAAAAAAAGAAAGUCAAGGAAUAUUGGAAAAUAUAAAUUCAUAAAUUACAAAUAUUCGCCCAAUUUUCUUUAGAUCAGAAAAACAACAAAACAAAAAAUAAAUAAAACCUCUUGUUGAAUGUCAUUUAAUAUAUCGAGAGAGAGGGAGCAUAAAAGUGUCUGUCUCUUCAAAGUGCCAAAAAAGAAACAAGUGAGAGAAAUCUUUCGUGUCGUUUUUUAAAACUUCAAACUCAAAAGAAACCAUUGGAAAAUAUUGUAAAAAUUAAAGCUUUUUAUUCAGAAAAAUUGAUAGAUCUUUAAUUAAAAAAAAAAAAAAAAAAAAAACAGUGCCUAUAAUAUAUCAGUGUUGUAUGUGAUUGUUCCAGUGUAAAAUUAAAGGAAAGAAAUUAUCUCGAAUAUUUGGUACAAGAAUAUAAGUAAAAUAUCUAAAGCUUAAAACCAAUUUUGAGAAUUCCCUUGUCCCUCCCCAUUUAACUCUGCCAUCAGUCAUCGUAUAUAAAUAUUUUCUUAACAAUCAUUACUUGAAUGCACAAUAAUUUGUCGUUACUAGACAACCUAAAUCAGCAAUGGGUGCAAUAUCCAAAUUAGUGAAUAACAACGCCACCAAUAUAGCUGGUGGCGGCAAUAAUAACACGGUCACGGUCACUAAUAACAACCGUCUGCAGUUGGAGGAGCAAACAGCCAAGAAAUCAGCUGUUGAUCUUCUUCCAUCAACUUCUUCGUCUUUGUCGUCAGCAACUCCAGGAAAUGCCACCUCCGCUAUUGCUUUAACAGCCAAUGGCAAACCCAAAGAGAAAAGAAGGAACAAUGAAAAACGCAAAGAACGUUCUCGCGAUGCGGCCAGAUGCCGACGGUCUCGUGAAACUGAAAUCUUUACAGAAUUGGCCCAGGUGCUGCCCCUGAAAAAAGAGGAUGUACAACAGCUGGACAAAGCCUCGGUGAUGCGUAUUGCUAUUUCAUAUCUUAAAGUUCGCGAUAUGCUUAAGAUGUUUCCCAAAAUACAAGCCUUAUGUGGUGAUUUAGAUAUUCCCUACAGCCAAGAGGAACAUUCAGAAAAAUACGAAAAAGAAGAAAAUAAUACUUCCACCACCAACACCCCAUAUGAUACGGAAAAUGAUGACUCUCAACAGUCCUCAGCCGAAGAACCGAAACAAGAGAAUUUGGAAACAUCAAAACUCUCCACCGAGGAAAACGCCAGCACAACAGCUGAUGAUGAUUCUUUCAAUUCGACUCGUUUCAUAAAACAAACCUUGGACGGGUUCCUUUUGAUUUUAUCCAAUGAUGGUGACAUUACCUAUGUCACUGAUAACAUUAGCGAUUAUUUGGGUAUAUCAAAGAUUGAUAUGCUGGGCCAACAAAUAUGGGAAUAUGCUCAUCAAUGUGAUCAUGCCGAGCUCAAGGAAGCACUGAACAUCAAACGCAAUGGCGUUGCUGAUAAAGUCAAAGACGAACAUCUAUUGGAGGAGGGUAUCUCCACUGAUCAUCGUGAUCUAUUCGUUCGUUUGAAAUGCACCCUGACCAGUCGUGGUCGCAGCAUUAAUAUUAAGAGUGCUUCUUAUAAGGUUAUUCACAUUACCGGUCAUUUGGUGGUUAAUACAAAAGGUGAUCGUGUCUUGGUAGCCAUGGGUAGACCCAUACCACAUCCCUCCAAUAUUGAGGUACCGUUGGGCAGCACAACUUUUCUAACCAAACAUUCAUUGGAUAUGAAAUUUGUAUACGCCGAUGAUAAAAUGUUUAAUUUGCUGGGUUAUAAACCGGAAGAUUUACUUGAAACAUCUCUAUUCAAUUAUCAUCAUGGCAUCGAUUCGGACAGUUUGAUGGUGACCUUUAAAAAUGUUUUAUCCAAGGGCCAGGGCGAGACCAGCCGCUAUCGUUUUCUGGGCAAAUAUGGUGGCUAUUGUUGGAUUGUGACACAGGCCACCAUUGUCUAUGACAAAUUGAAACCACAAAGUGUGGUUUGUGUUAAUUAUGUCAUUAGUAAUCUGGAGAAUAAGCAUGAAAUUUAUACUUUGCAACAAUACGAAGAGUCGCAAAAACUUAAACUUGUUGAAGACAUCAAAGGAAGUAAUAACAACAACAACAACAAUACUGGCUGUAACAACAAAAAUGAGAUUUUAAAUAUUAAUACAAAAGAAAUUAAAUCGGCUCCACAACAACAAAAAGCAGAAAAACUUGAAGACAACAAGGAGCAUAAAAUCGAAAUACCACUCAAUAACAACGGCAACAACAAGAAUAUUGCUAACAAUUCAAAUAAGCCACCAGAAAUUACUGAGAAUUCAUUCAAUUCCAUACAAAUCAAACGUGAACAAACACCACCUGUUGUAGUUACUGCUGCAGCAACACCAAAUCCAAUUACUCCCAACAACAGCAACAAUAAUACAAUUGAACCACAAAAACCAAUUUUAUAUAAAAACUAUAAUAACAAUCCCACAGAUAAUAAUAAUCCAUCCCUGUUGCCACAACCAAUUGCCGCAGCAACAGGCACAACAACAAAUUUACAUUGUCCCACCACCACGGUUACGCGUACCAUUUUCGAAAAUAACAAACCCCCAGCUUCCACGGUCACCCGGGCCAUAUUCGAAAAUAAAUCCUUGUCCAAAUACGCCGAUGACAAGGGUCCCAAGACAGUAACCUCUUCGAUUUUACGUCCGGCAACGUCGGCCGUCUUGCAACACGGUGUGAGUUUACCAACAACCACAUCGACCCAGGCAAUUUUACAAUUGCAACCAACAACAACAGCAACUGCUUUGAAUGUUAAUCCUUUGGGUGGUGCACAAUCGGUGACGGCAUCUGUAUUUGCACCCCGAUCCCAACACAUACCCUUGACCACAACCACUGCAUCCAUAUUUGCUAAGCAUCAUCAACAGCAGCAACAACAACAACAAAAUCCACAGCAGCAGCAGACAGAAGCGGUCAAUCAACAAGAUAUGAAUAAAGGAUAUUUAACAUUUGCCGAAGAUGCCAGUGAACUAACAAUGCUUAAAGAAGAACCUGAUGAUCUAACAGCCCAUUUGGUGGCCCCAAAUGCCGUCGAUGCUUGUCUGCCACUCGAUGAGACGACACCAUUGUUCAGUGAAAUGCUUGUCGGUCUAAUGGGCACUUAUGGUGGCCUCCUGUCCGAUGAUAUCAGUUCUUUUGAUUCAUCCAAUUCAGCGACAUCCAAUACAGAUCACAGCAACAACAACUGCAAUAGUUCAUCUGGCUCCUGUCCAUCGCCCUUCAGUAAUCACAAUGGAACAGCCGUCGCUGCAACAACGCAUAGCCAACACCACCAACAACAGCAUCAGCAGCAGCAUCAUCGGCAAUCGCCAACCCUAACAAUGACAAAUAGUAGCAUAACAAACGGUAAUAGCAACAGCAACCACAACCACCACCACAACAACAACAACAGCAAUUCACCAGUAACCAAUAAUACAACAAAUAGCACAAAUAUCGAUCCAUUUAUAAAUAAUAAUCGCGAUGAAUCGAAUGAUACGCUUUGUUCGCAGCAUUUAUUAUCAUCACCAAGUGCUUCAUCAAAGAGUCCCGAUGGCAGUAGUCUACCCUCGCUGUGCAGCCCCAAUUCGCUGAGCCAAGAAGAUGACUUCUCCUAUUACACCAUGAACGUUGACGACAUGGAUGACUUGACAAUGCGUGCCCCCUAUAUUCCCAUGAAUGAACAGGACGAUUUGCCGCUACUGACCACGGACGAUUUCAUGUGGAGCAGUGGUAAUGCCUUCAAUGCUGAUGAUUUUUCGCUACAGACAAAAGAGACGGACAACUUGCAGGCAUUGCAAUCAUCGAUUAAUCAAAACAUUAAUUAUCAACAGCAGCAAUUUACACAGCCGCAGCAACAGCAACAGCAAUAUUCAAGCUCAUUAUGCUCAUCGCCAGCCUCAACAGUAUCCUCAAUGUCGCCAUCGUCGCCCAUGCAACAGCAACAGCAACAGCAUCAGCAGCAACAACAACAACAAAUCCAACAAAAUAAUUCUCAGCAAUUUUUAACAUCGGAUUCCAGUGAAUUGGCUGCCCUACUUUGUGGUACCGGUUCAGGAUCGUUAUCCUUGCUGCAGGAUAAUUCAACAAAUUCGUCAAUUGGUAAUUGUGGUGGUGCCGCUGGUGUGUUGGUGAGUAAUGGUGGAGGUGGUGGUAGUAUUGGCAGUACUGACAGUGGUGUUAUGUUAACCGACGAUUUGGAUAAUGUCAGUGUGGCCUCAGCCUCGUCGUCUGCCAAUAAUCUCACCCAGCAACAGCAGCAACAUGAAUUCCAGCAACAAUGUUUGCAACAAUUGCAAGAUCAAUUGCAGCAACAGCAACGCCAACAACAACAAUUGUUAUUGAGUGGUCUAAACAUCAGUUGUAAAAAAGAGAAAUUCGAUGGCUCGGCCAAUAAUGGAACACCGGUUUCACUUACGCCCAGUUUGUGUGAUUCCAUUGAAGACUCGUUCGACAGUGUCUACAACAAGAAUUCAUCAAACUUGGAUUGUUGGAGUGAUUUCUUGCAAAUCAACAAUGCCACAGACAAUAGCAACAACAAUACAGCAACAGCAACAACAACGCCUCAACAUGUAACCGUAACAUUGGAAAAUUUGCGACAUGAAGACUGUAAACAACAAAUACAAAUGCAAUUGCAACAGCAACAACAACAGCAGCAGCAGCAACACCAGAACAUUAUAUUAAAUGCAGUGCCAUUAAUAACAAUUCAAAGCAAUAACAAAAAUCUGAUUAUACCAACAACCACACAGCAGUCGCAACAACAAUCCCAAAACAAUUCCCCCAACUCCCUGAAUUCGACGCAAAGCAAUACAAAAAUUCUAAAUACUAAAGUGAAUACAAUCAAAUUGACCCCCUUGACUAGUACGGCCACAAUUCGGAUUAUUGAAAAUCGUCAGCCUUUGAUGCAACAGCAACAGCAGCAGCAACAAAAUGUUGUGAAAACCGCCUUUUUGCACACAACCGGUGGCAAUAAACGUCAUUUGAGCAACUCGCAAUUGUCGAAUACCAGCAUGGAUUCGAAACGCAUGAAGGGCAUUAAUGCCGAAUCGACAACAACAACUUCACAAUUGUUGCAACAAUUGAUAACGACGCCCCAAAAUGGAAAACAACAACAAGCAAAGGAUUCAAAGGCAAUGAUGACCAACAACCACAACACCAACUCCAAUAAAUGGUCAUCACAAAAUUCCAAUGUUGUAAUGGCUGAAAACAAACAACAACAACAGCAACACCAGAAACAGCAAAGGCAGCAACAACAACUUUCGCAACAAUCAAAUUCGGUUCUAAAGAAUCUUUUGAUCAGCGGCUGCGAUAAACCACAAUUGCAAAAUACGGACAUACUAAACAAUGACGAAUCAUCAAUGGACCAAUGCUUGUCGCCAGCUCUGGCCAAGCCUCUGAAAUGUCUUACAAAUUCGGCAACUUCUUCGCCGACACCCAAUGAAACGGGUUUGCUGAAUUAUCUAAACAAUCCCUUGAUUUGUGGACCAGGUGUUUUGCCAUCACCCACCUUGGCCUCGAUGGCUGUUAUCAACGAUGAUUCCAAUCCACCCGGUCUUACUGCUUGUCCCGAUAUUGUGGAGGGGGCCAAUGAUAGUGGCAUUGACGAUAGUAUCCAUGAAAAUAUGUCACCACUUAAGAGGGCCUAUGAAGGAAACGAUUCCACAAAUCAAGAUAAACAACAAAUGAAAUUGAAUAAAAAUGGACUCGUUAUGGUGGCUGAAGUUACGCCAAUGGCAGCGGUAAACCAGAGCAGUGGUGGCAAUGAUGAUGAUAUGGGUGCCUCCAUUUGCAAACGCAAACGUUCGAUUUCAUUUUUGGACAGCAAUAAUCCCUUGAUGGCCACACCAUUUCUAAUGGAUUUGUGCAAUGAUGAUUAUGUCAUGAGUCUGGGAGAAAAUUAUAUUGACAAUGUUCUCAAUGUCUGGCCCGAAGAACUGGCCUGAUGUAUGGCAUAAUUAAAUAAAUAAAUAAAUAAAUAAUAAACAUAAACAAAACAGAACACACAAAAUAAAUAACUUUGACAAUGAAAUGAAAACAAAACAAAAGCUCAUAAUAAAUAAUCUACAAACCAUUUGCUUAAAUAAAACAAAACAAAAAAAAAUAUUUGUUGAUUUUCUAAAAAAAAAAAUAAAGUGUUGCAACAUCUCUUUUAGUUGUCUUCUAACACACAAUUGUAAAAUAGUUUUUAAGCCAAACAAACAAACACCAGCAAAUACCCACAAAAUAGCAAAAGAAAAUCACACCAAACACACCCCCCCCCCUUUUUUUUUGAACUGCCCCCGUUUUUAGGAUCCCGAUUUUGUCCUGGAAAAUAACCACACAAAAACUAAAAAUCAAAACAUAAAAAUUAUAUUCUAUAGAUUUUAGAACCAACAAACAUAAUAUAUUUUUAUAUAGAAUGAACAGGAAAAAAUUAAAAAAAAAAACUAAAAAAAAAAAUAAAAAAAAUUUUAAUCAUAGUUAUAUUCUUCUUUAAAAAAAAAUAUAUAAAUAAAACAAUUGGUGAAGGUUUAAAUACAGUUUUUUUUUCUUGAUUUCUUUUAAAAAUAAAAGUUGUAAUCAAAAUUUUAUUCAAAUUCAUCUUUUUCAAAAAAACAAUAAUUUUCAACAAGCUAUGAUUAAUCAAAAAAUCCAAAAAAAAAAAAUAUUUUUAUUCUAUGGUAGUUAAAAAAAACAAACAAACAACAAAAAUAGUUUAAAGAAUUUAAGAGCAUUUAUUCAUAUAAACCCAUAAAGAUACAUAAAAAAGAAAAGAUUUUUGUUGAUUUCAAUUAAAAUUUCGUUUAUUCAAAUUUAUAAA